Messenger RNA from Coffea arabica (coffee), 2992 nucleotides. The record is from RefSeq and is a predicted model, not a curated record. NCBI's taxonomy places the organism in Eukaryota, Viridiplantae, Streptophyta, Magnoliopsida, Gentianales, Rubiaceae.
UCUUCGGUUGUUAAAUGUAUUCCCCCUGUAUUCGAUAGUGAGGGCUCCUUCCUCUAUAUAUCCUUUCGCCGGAACCAAGCUUUGAACCGCUGGAGCGGCAUCAGGCAGCUUCUUCGUUGCACCGGACGGGACGCUCUUUCUCCUUUCGACUCUCUCCCCCUCUAACAAAAAGGAACUCUCAUUCACAUUCACAUUCACAUUCAGUAAGGUCAGCUGGAAAGGGAAUCCGUCUGCUCCUCUCGCGUCACCACAAAACACCCCGUCAUAUUUUCGAGUGUCAGGCACCACAAGGCAAACAAAUCUUGAGGUGGAACAUGUCAAGCGAUAAUUCCUUGGUAAUUCAACUUUAUUGGGGAGGCAAAAUUAUAUAUGCUGGAGGAUCAAUGUUUUACGAUCCCCCGAUGCCGAAAAAGGUUAUGUUCCUUAGAGAAAGGGUAGGCUUUAAUGAGUUGAUAGACAAAGUAUACAGCAUUAUGGGUCUAGACCAGAAUCGACAUAAGAUUAGUUUGAUAUUUCGAAAUUGUGUGCAACAUGGUGUGUUUGGUGCGAUGCCUUUGGUAGAUGAUAAUGGAGUUGAUGGAAUGUACUUUUUAAAAGCCAAAAGUGGGCAUGCCACUGAGAUUUAUGUGGAGGUGGAGGAGCUCUUAGGUUUGAGACAAUGUGAUAAUCAGACCUUGCCAAUAGCAAGUCCACAUAGAGAUGUCCAACAGGCUCAAAGAGGACGAAAAAGAGGUAGUGAGCACCGUAUAGAGAAGGAUUGUCCCAGUAGUAGUCACAUGCCAACAUUGGAGACUCGUGAUUCGAACACUAAUGCAGCUACAGUGCUUGAUGCUGCAACAAAUACUGAUAUUGAGUUGGUAGAUGUGGAUGUGGACUCUGAACCAGAACCAGAGGCUGAUGAUUUUGGUGAUAAUGACCAUGAAUAUGAUACAUCUGGGCAGGCAGGCAACUCAGGCGAAGGGGCUACCACUCAUGAUCACGCGAGUCCUAGUGUAGCACCACAUCUACGUUCUAGAAGCACACUUGAACCAGAACCAGAGGCUGAUGAUUUUGGUGAUAAUGACCAUGAAUAUGAUACAUCUGGGCAGGCAGGCAACUUAGGCGAAGGGGCUACCACUCAUGAACAUGCGGGUCCUAGUGUAGCACCACAUCUACGUUCUAGAAGCACACCACCUCCGCAUCCCGGUCCGAUUGAUCCGAGCGUUUUGUAUCUGCAGACGCAUCACAGAUCCACUGCGGUCUUUCAUGGCGCAGGCGACGUCCUUGAUGUGAGACGUUGUGAUAAAAAGUUUUUUGAUAUCUUUAGACAUUCUGACCCUCGAAUAUCUCGCUACAUUGACAUAGCUGGUUUUGGUGGGGUACGUAGGGCCGGUUAUCUUCAGGUAAACCAUGGCUUGAUCACCGCGCUAGUUGAGCGCUGGAGACAGGAGACACACACAUUUCAUCUUCCUGUUAUGGGUGAGGCGACUGUCACAUUGCAGGAUGUUGAGGUACUAUGGGGCUUGCCCGUGGAUGGGUUGCCGGUUACUUUGAUCCAUGUUAAACGAAGUCCACUUCAGCGCAAACAUCUAGUUCAAGAGGUUUUGGGAUUUUGGCCAGAGGAUAAUUGUUUCAGGGAAGGGCGGCUAAAGAUGUCAUCUAUGUAUGCACGACUAGGAACACAAUUACCGCCAGAUGCUCCAGAUGAGAUGGUUCGCCAGUAUGCUCGAAUGUGCAUUCUAAUUUUAUUAGGCGGGUUGCUAUUUGCAGACUCAUGUGGUAAUGUUGUUAGCCUUAACUGGCUCGAUUAUGUGCGUGAUUUGGAGGCCAUGAGUAAGUACAGUUGGGGGAGUGCAGUACUGGCCUGUUUAUACUCACGUAUGUGUCAUGCAUCGCAUGUGGGGCAGAAUACCACUGGUGGACCAUACUUGUUACUACAGCUAUGGGCGUGGGAGCGGAUUCCGACAAUUCGUCCUGACGUAUCUCUUCCACGAUUGACUGGUGAUUAUCCUAGAGGAGGGAGAUGGUCAGCCGAGCGUACUGGGGUUGACCCUCCUAGUCAGGACGUAUCAUAUUAUCGAGAGCAACUAUCUUUGCUACGGAUGGAUCAAUUCAUCUGGAUGCCAUACCCUGAUGAUGUACUAGCAUCUUUGCCCGAAUAUUGCAGACGAGGCGCACGUAUAUGGAGGGCAAGGGUCCCGCUGAUAUUUUGGCACAUUGUUGAGUUUUAUUUCCCAGAUCGAGUCUUGCGUCAAUUCGGAAUGAAGCAAAACAUUCCCCAGAGCGUUGACACUGAUCGGGGGGGAUUGCAUCAACUUGGUUUGGCCGGAUUUGCAGGAAGAAAUUGGGCUGAAUUUCAUAGUGUUUGGAUAGGUCAUUGGAAUGACCGUGCUAAUGCUGAAGUUUCAGGAGAGUCGACGCAUACAUUCAGUCCUUCAAACGACUAUCUAAGCUGGUAUCAUCGUCACACCGUCUUGUAUAUUACACCUCCACUUCGCAAGCAUCCGCAGUCCGGGCACGUGCACUAUGAGGCUUCAGGACAGUUCGAGUAUCUGAUGGAUAGUAUGCAUCGCAUUGCCCACCAAUCUUUGGACGGGCUCCAGCAUGAUGACCCUACACAUAGUUUUCAUCCGAGUCUAGUGAUGAUUGCGGAUGAAGCAUUCGGGUCUAUGCAGUACCUUCGGCGAUUUGAUCGCAUGAUUUUCGAGCCCACGGAGCGACAGGACAGUGGUGCCUCUAUGUCGCACAAUAUCCCUCACCAAAGGUCAGUUGGACGUCUUCCUAGCCAAACACGGGCAUCAUCUCGUGGAAGUAGACGUCACGAGCAUGGCCUACGUGAUGAAGUCAAAUAACAUUUGCUAUUUAUUUAAUUAAGAAGUAUAAAUAAUUAGAUGGAUAAUUAAAAUUAGAUGGUUUACAUAAUUUAAGGUUAUCCAAAAAAGAUAUUAAGAGAAAAAUUGACACUCUAUCGAUAUUAAGAGAUUUUACUACAAAAAAACUAAUAAUGUUUGGA